AUGGCAUUUUUCAGCGGAUUAAAAAAGGUGCUAAUGCUGGCGUUUGACUGGAUUCUGUAUGGAACCGGUGUGGCAGAUACCUGCCAAGUCACUGUCACUCAGCCCACGUUUCAGGAAGUUGAUUACUCCAUGAACAGUGUAUCCCUACCAUGUUCUUUCUCUGCCUCUGAAUGUUCCUCGUCCACACCUGAAGUUCUGUGGUUUCGCUUUUUAACCACCAAACACCAGGAUUUGUGUACUCCUGAAUGCACAGAUCAGCAGAAGUAUGAAGUACAUUUCUCAGGAAAUACCAUAUCACUCAAGAUCAAACACCUGACAAGAGAUGACAGUGCUGUUUACAUUUGUGGAAUAGCAUUUUCAGACUCAAGUUCACCCCAUUCUAAACAAACAGGAAAUGGAACAGUACUAACCAUAACAGGAGCAAAGCAGCUGCACAGUGAUGGAAAACUCAUCUUCAUCUUCAUGAUCGUUGCCUCAUCCUUACUGUUCCUAUACAGCACUACUGUAUUCACAUUCUUUGGGGUCUACAAGUUAAAGCCAAAGCUGCUAAAGAAAAGUGGAAAAGAUGACCAAAGAACAAAGAACUGUAAAAUAAGUAGUGGACGAAAAAUUUUUCAAGCAAUCGCCCAAGAACUUCAAAAGCAGGGGUAUGCUGAGCACUGCCAACAGCCUGAUGAUCUGGAAGAUGACACUGUUUAUCAGAACAGAUGA
Molecule: messenger RNA, 711 nt
Organism: Acanthisitta chloris (rifleman)
Lineage: Eukaryota; Metazoa; Chordata; Aves; Passeriformes; Acanthisittidae
Gene: IGSF6
Product: immunoglobulin superfamily, member 6
Exons: 6
Coding region: 1-711 (236 amino acids)
Source: RefSeq, a predicted model, not a curated record